Messenger RNA from Dovyalis caffra, 1836 nucleotides. Lineage: Eukaryota; Viridiplantae; Streptophyta; Magnoliopsida; Malpighiales; Salicaceae. The record is from the annotation of a GenBank genome assembly.
AUGUCAAGAAAAAGGGGUAGAAACGUCCUUCUAAGCAUUCGUUGGUCUUCUGCUGGAGCUACUUGGUAUGGUAGCCCUAAUGGAGCUGGUAGUGAUGGAGGUUCCUGUGGAUAUGGAGCUGCAGUUUCACAAUCUCCGUUGUCUUCAAUGGUUACCGCCAUAGGUCCAUCGCUAUACAAGUCUGGCAAAGAAUGUGGAGCCUGUUAUCAGGUGAAAUGUACGAAACAUCCAUCGUGUUCUGGGAAGCCAGUUAGAGUGGUAAUAACAGAUUUUUGCCCUGGAGGUCCAUGUGUGUCUGAAUCAGCUCAUUUUGAUCUCAGUGGUACUGCCUUCGGUGCCAUGGCAAUUGCAGGUCAAGAUGACAAACUUCGUGAUGCUGGAACCUUAGAAAUCGGAUUUGCAAGGGUUCCAUGUGACUACUCAGGAAAAAACAUAGCAUUCCAUGUAGACCCGGGGUCAAACUCCAACUAUAUUGCAGUUGUGGUGGAGUUUGAAGACGGAGACGGUGAUCUAGCCAGAGUAGAUUUAAAGGAAGGUUCGACUGAAUCUAACGAAGAAUGGAGGGAAAUGCAACAAUCAUGGGGUGCAGUCUGGAAGCUUGAUGCUGGAGCACAACUUCAUCCUCCAUUUUCUAUCCGAUUGACAUCUCAGUACUCGGGCAAAACCCUGGUCGCAAAGAACGUGAUUCCUGAUGGAUGGAAGCCUGGCACAACUUAUAGAUCUUUGAGGUUCUGUGUGACCAUGGAGCUGGCUCGCCUAAUAAAAAAACUCGAGAUCUUGGGCUACCUGUUCAACCAUAUAACACCAGUUGUCCUGGGAGCACUCACUACAAGAGCAGCUGCAGCAACAACAACAACCGAAAUGGUCAAAGCUAUCAGGGUUUAUGAGCAUGGUGGACCUGAGGUCCUGAAGUGGGAAGAUGUGGAGAUAGGAGAGCCAGGUCAGUGUGAGAUACGCGUGAAGAACAAGGCCAUUGGGCUUAACUUUAUUGAUGUCUACUUCCGCAAAGGAGUUUAUAAGGCUUCCACUAUGCCCUUCACUCCAGGCAUGGAGGCUGUUGGAGAAGUGAUAGCUGUGGGCCCUGGAGUUACAGAUAGAAAAGUUGGAGAAGUUGUAGCUUAUGCUGGUGGUCCUAUGGGUUCAUAUACUGAAGAGCAGAUCCUUCCUGCAAACAACGUUGUGCCUGUUCCUCCUUCCAUUAGUCCUUCAAUUGCAGCAUCCGUGAUGCUUAAAGGCAUGACUGCUCAGUUUUUACUCCGCCGCUGCUUCAAGGUUGAACCUGGACACACUAUCCUUGUUCAGGCAGCAGCUGGUGGAGUCGGGUCUCUGUUAUGUCAGUGGGCAAAUGCUCUUGGCGCCACUGUCAUAGGUACUGUCUCAACCAAGGAGAAGGCAGCACAAGCGAAGGACGAUGGAUGUCACCAUGUUAUAAUUUAUAAAGAGGAAGAUUUUGUUGCCCGUGUCAAAGAGAUAACAUCAGGAAAUGGCGUCAAUGUUGUCUACGAUUCCGUGGGGAAAGAUACCUUUCAGGGCUCGUUGGCAUGCUUAAAGACUCGUGGCUACAUGGUGAGUUUUGGACAGUCAUCUGGGACACCAGAUCCGUUCCCAGUGUCGGUGCUUGCACCCAAAUCAUUGUUCUUGACAAGGCCCACCAUGAUGCACUAUACUGCAACCCGGGAUGAGCUGCUGGAAACUGCUGGGGAGGUAUUUGCUAACAUUGUAUCUGGCAUGUUGCGGGUUCGUGCGAAUCACACCUACCCUUUAUCUCAAGCAGCACAGGCACAUGCAGAUCUGGAGAGUCGAAAAACAUCUGGGUCUGUUGUAUUGUUACCAUAA